Diceros bicornis minor is the source of this 3046-nucleotide messenger RNA. RefSeq names its product solute carrier family 25 member 53 (gene SLC25A53). The transcript is spliced from 2 exons. NCBI's taxonomy places the organism in Eukaryota, Metazoa, Chordata, Mammalia, Perissodactyla, Rhinocerotidae. The record is from RefSeq and is a predicted model, not a curated record. The coding region runs from base 169 to 1089 and encodes 306 amino acids.
GCUCAGCCUCCAGCCCCAGGCCAUUGCUAGCAAAAAGGGGGAGCCGGCUGGUGGGGGCUGCGGCACACAGGCGCGGGAGCCGGCGCGGUGUCAAGUGCAGCUGGGACGCACGGACCGGGCCGAUUUGCAUUUUACCCUUUCUUGCAUCUGCACCCAGUUGUAUUCAGCAUGGGGGAACAGGACCACUUUCCCGGGAAGGAGCUUCAGCACCGGACACGAGCAGAGGCUCCAGCAAAGAAAAGCUGGCAUUCCCAGGCCUACGCCCUCGGGGCUGUUUCCAACUUUAUGUCUACUUUUCUGACCUUUCCUAUUUAUAAGGUUGUGUUCCGGCAACAGAUCCAUGCUAUGGCAGUGUCAGAGGCUGUGCGACAGCUUUGGCAUGAAGGCCCUCAGUACUUCUACCGGGGAAUCUACCCACCUCUUCUCUCCAAGACACUGCAAGGGACUUUACUGUUUGGGACUUAUGACAGCCUGCUGUGCUCUCUCUCCCCUGUUGGGCCACACUCCCUGGCACACCGCUGGGCUGCAGGGCUCAUGUCUGGUGUGGUGGAGGCUGUGGCACUCAGCCCCUUUGAAAGGGUGCAAAAUGUGCUCCAGGAUGGUCGCAAGCAAGCUCGCUUCCCCAGCACCUUCAGUAUUCUCAAGGAAUUCAACUCUUAUGGGCUUUGGGGGCGGCUGUCCCUGGGCUACUAUCGUGGUUUCUGGCCUGUCCUUCUCAGGAACAGCCUGGGGAGUGCUCUGUAUUUCUCCUUCAAGGACCCCAUCCAGGAUGGCUUGGCAGAGCAAGGCCUGCCCCACUGGGUUCCUGCCUUGGUGUCUGGGAGUGUCAAUGGAACAAUCACCUGCCUGGUUCUGUAUCCUCUGAUUGUGCUAGUUGCCAAUAUGCAGUCCCAAAUUGGCUGGCAGAGCAUGCCAAGCCUGUGGGCCUCUGCCCAGGACGUGUGGGACACUCGGGGCCGAAAGGUGUUCCUGAUCUACCGUGGAGGCUCCCUGGUCAUCCUAAGGUCCAGUGUGACAUGGGGCCUCACUACAGCUAUCCAUGACUUCCUACAGAGGAAGUCUCAUUUCAGGAAAGAGCUGAAAGACUGACUAGCUGCAGGAAGUGUGGCCAUGGCAACUUUGUUAUUCUAAGCUUUUCCAGGUUGGUCUAAGUAGCUUACUUCUUUGGCUUGGUUACCUAAUACAACCACUCUAUAGCAUCUUUGAACUGUCAGUGCCCUAGAGAAGUUCCCAACUACCAGCCUGUUGGGCACAGACAAAGCCCAACAGGAUUCCUUGGUCAGAAAAAGAAAGUCACCUCAGUCUAUCCACAGCUUCAACAGCCUCAGACUCAGGAGGACUUUGAAUAACUUGUAACCCAGAUGAAAUGCCAUUCCUUUAAGGAAUCCCUUGACAAUAAGAGGAAACUUUAAAAGAUGAUUUUAAUUAGGCACUAUGAGUUCUAGGACCCCUCCAUUUGUCCUCCAGACCAAACUGAGCGGAAGACCAGGAACUCUAGUUUCAAAGAACUAAGCUUGACUCUUAUGAUGGGAAUUCCAUAGAACUUCUCAGAUGGCUACAUUUUCAUGACAUUGUUCACUACCCCCACCACCACUACUCUCACUUCUCAAGGUUGUAAGUCCUAGUUUCAAGGUGGCAGUUGUGGCUGGAAAUCCUAAAUUAGACUUGCCUCAAGGGAUCAAAUGUCACAGGAACUGGUGGGGCUGGAGCUGGGAGUGAGAAGAGAUGUGGUCCCUGGAUGGAUGGAAAGAAUAGACUUUGAGGAAAGAGAUUUAGUUGUAUGCAAAAUAGGAAAAUUUACUAUAGAUUGCUUGGUGUUAUCUGCUGGGACAUUUUUGAUAGCAAGGCAAUAACAUUUCCUAGAAACCACUUGAGUUUCCCUAAGAAAUCUGGAAGUGAAAUGACCAUAUCUCUUCACAAAUAACUGCAUAUUUUAUUGCUGUGAAUAAAUAUAGUUUCUGUGACAUGAAUUAAAGAUCAGAAAUCUUAGUCUGUCAUUCAGAGCCAUUCAAAAUAUGGUCCCCAUAUAACUUGCAGCAUUUUAUACACCAUUGCCACUUAAAUAGAUCUCAUACACCAGCCAAAGUGGACUAUUAUUAUCUCCCCAAACAUGCCACAAACUUUCCCCUAGCCAUGCUUUGGCCCACACUGUUCUCUCCAUCUGUAGUGUGCCUUCUCCACAUGCCAGUCUGCCAAAAUCCUUUUAGUUCCUCAAAGCCCAGCUCAUAUGCCACCUUCUCUAUGGAGCCUCUUUUGAUUGCCCACUGAAUAUGAUGUUAAUCUCUUGUGAUGCCCCUCUCCAAUAACACUUCAUACAUGGCACUGAUUCCAUUAUGUCACUGAUCUCAUGUGGCCCCAUGUUCUUUUUGGUGUUCUUCUAUACCUCCUACUAGACUGUAAAUCUCCUUGAAAGCAGGGAUUCUUGUACACAUUUUAAAAUCUCCCAUUGUGCCUAGGUGCUGAGUAAUGUUGGCUGAAUUCUUGAAUUGAUUGUCAAGCUGUGAUACGGUCUUUCUCCUCAGGGUGCUGUCCCUUGUACAUGAAGAUAAUGUUGACUCACUGUCAGCAAGGCACAUGCCUUUGAGGUGUGAUUUUCUUUUCUUUUAUUACUGUAUUUAGUUUUGUGCUAAUGAUAAUGAUGCUGCUGCUGAUGAUAAUAAUAACAGUAAUAAAAAUGACUUUCAACUGGAACAUUUGAUGAGUUUGUGUUAUUGAUGGCAUGUGUGCUAUUAGCAAUACUAUAGGAACUGAAAUUUCACAAGCAGAAACAUAUUGCAUAACUGUCUCAUUCAUUUCAACUCUGGAAUUUUGAGGAUUUACAAGAUGACAUAUGUUGCAGAUUUCCCCUUAUAGAUGAUAUCGUGAUGAUGACUUCCGCUUACCCCUCCUUAUCGAACUGAAUAUGUCAUUUAUAAUGACCUGAUUAUAGAUCCUAGUAGUGAUAAUUCCUCACCGAGUAGCACAGAAAUUAAAGACACAGCUGUAGGCGAUAUGAGAUCAGAGAGCAUUUACCAGCGAGGUUAACAGAAAACGGCUGGUCCAGAAU